Messenger RNA from Bombyx mandarina (wild silkworm), 1321 nucleotides. Its product is annotated as MOB kinase activator 2. Lineage: Eukaryota; Metazoa; Arthropoda; Insecta; Lepidoptera; Bombycidae. The record is from RefSeq and is a predicted model, not a curated record.
UGAGCUGAUAAAGCGUGAUGUCACCGCGCAGGCGGCGCCGACGCGUCCUCCCGCCGCCGCUGCCGUCGUCGUCAGUCGUCCGCGGCGCGCAAACGCGAGCGCCGUUUUUGCGAUUGUGUGUGCAAGGUCGCGCAACACUGUCUCGAGCCUCGACAGUGACUCGGCGUGAGUGUCGUGCAUGGUGCUGAAGGCGCGACCGUACAGCAUGAGCGAGGCCGAGGGCGGCGAGGAAGGCUCCGGCCGGCGCUGGCCCGUGGGCAUCUUGCGUCGCAGCGGGGCCCGGGCCGCCCGCCGCGUGCUGCACGUCAAGUACCGGAGCGUGCCGCCCUCGCCCCCCGCGCCGCCCGACAUCGACGACACCGUCUCCUGUUUCUGCAGGUGUGUCACUCCUCCACCGGGCCUCGUCUCCCGCGUCUCGUCGCUCGUCUGGAAACGGAAGGCUCGUCGGAAGGAGCGAGAAGGGGAGCCGGCCGGAGACCCGAAGCUGUACCUGCAGGAGGCGCUGCUCGAGCGGAAGCUCCCCGAACUGGACAUGCGCCAGCUCGUCGACCUGCCCCACGGACUCGACUACAACGAAUGGCUUGCUUCGCACACGCUGGCGCUAUUCGACCACGUGAACCUGGUGUACGGCACGGUGUCGGAGUUCUGCACGGCGGCCACGUGCCCCGACAUGACGGGCCCGGGCGGGCGCAGCUACGCGUGGUACGACGAGCGCGGCAAGAAGUCCCGCGUCGCCGCGCCGCAGUACGUCGACUACGUCAUGACCUACACGCAGAAGACUGUCAACGAUGAGACCGUCUUCCCGACUAAAUAUGCGAACGAGUUCCCCGCGCAGUUCGAGGGCGUGGUGCGGCGCGUGGUGCGGCUGCUGUUCCACGUGGUGGCGCACAUGUACGCCGCGCACUUCCGCGAGCUCGCGCUGCUGCGGCUGCACGCGCACCUGCACCUCACCUUCGCGCACCUCACCGCGCUCGACCGCCGCUACGCGCUGCUCGACCACAAGGAGACCGACGUGCUGCGCGACCUCGAGGUGGCGCUGCGCCUGCGCGAGCCGCCCUCCCCGCGCGCCGCCCCCCGCCGCGCCCGCACCGCCCCCGCGCCCGCACCCCCGCCGCGCCCCCGCCGCCCGCGCCCGCGCCGCCCCCCGCCGCCACCGCGUGACGGCCGCCGCCCCUCUGGCACCUACAUUGUUAAUUCUAUUGUAAAUAUUUCGAUCUGUUAAGUAGUUUUAGGUGAUUACUGUUAGUUAUAAUUAUAAUUUGUGAUUGCUUUGGUUGUAAAUAAAAGUGAUAUUUGUUUUACUAAUAAACGAAAAGCUUUA